AAAAUGCAUGCAAUUAUAUGCAUUUGCAAUUAUCGGCGAAAGAACCAAUUACACACUAAUAUUUAUUUGUCAUGUUUUUUAUUUUUUAUUUAUGUGGAAACAUGUGCAUCAGGCUGAUUACAUACAUUUAAUCAGUAAAAUAUGUUUAAAAUUUGCUUGUGUGCGUUGAAGUUUUGGCUUAUCAAUUAUCAGUGACCUGUAUAUAUAGAAAAUAAUAAAUUAUUAGUUCGAAUUGGUUCGCCUAGCUUAAAGCAUUAUAAAGCUAGAUGCUCUGAUUUCGAUAUAUUUUUCUCAGAGAAGUAAAGGAGGCGUAUUCGGAAUAUUAGAUUCUGUAUUUAUUUAUUUUUUUCCCAUCUUCUACGCGUGGGAAAAAAUAAUGGAGGGCUAUAAGACCGUGAAACGGUUCGAUGUGGAUACGGAAAAAGGGCCGGAGGGUGGCCGAAAACGGUUCCUUUACAUUGCAGCUUGCACAGUUAAUUUGACCGCCUUUGCGUGCGGUAUAGCUCUGGGCUGGACUUCUCCAAUAACGCCGAAACUCAAAGGUACUUCCGGAAAUCCGCUUGGCGAACCAAUCACCACCGAACAGUCUUCGUGGAUUGCAUCGCUUCUUCCACUAGGAGCUGCUAUAGGGCCAUGGUUCGCGGGAAUUUCAGCGGAUAAAGUUGGUCGUAAAUUAACGCUAUUCUCGACAACUUUGCCAAUCACGUUCGCGUUCGUGAUAUCCGCAUUCGCAACUAAUAUUUGGUUUUUCUAUUUGGCUCGCUUCAUGUGCGGCCUUUCAAUUGGCGGAAUUUUCACUGUUCUACCAAUAUACAUUGGUGAAAUUUCCACUGAUGAAGAUCGUGGACCGUUGGGUUCGUUCAUGCAACUAUUCAUCACUUUGGGUCUUCUGUUUGCGUAUUGCGUGGGACCUUACGUGGAGAUCUCCACUUUCAACUUGUAUUCGACGGUAAUACCGCUCAUGUUCUUGUUCGCUUUGUAUCUGAUCAUUCCAGAGACGCCUCAUUAUUACAUCGCGAAGGGCAACAUGUGCAAAGCCAACGAAUCUUUGAAAAAGCUGCGAAUGAUGGAAGACGUUUCUGUAGAGUUGAACGGCAUUCAAAAUUCGGUCGAGAAUUCGUUGAAGGAUGAAGGCAGCUUUAAGGAGCUUUUCCAGAAACCAAAUCUGCGAAAGGCUCUUAUUUUAUCUGUUGGUUUGGUAGCUUUUCAGCAGUUAAGCGGUAUCAACAUUGUCCUGUUUUGCGCUCAAAGUAUCUUCGAUGAAGCAGCGGGUGCCAUUGAACCGGAAAUUGCUGCGAUUAUAAUCAGCGCGGUACAAGUUGGAUCCAGCUUAAUGACGCCGUUCUUUGUGGAGAAAAGUGGAAAGCGAUUCCUGUUGAUCAUGUCCGGUUUGCUGAUGGGAUUGUCGCAGGCUUUGCUUGGCACGUACUUCUAUUACCACAAAGGAUCGUGGAAUCUCGAUAAUUACACCUAUCUUCCUGUCGGUUGCCUAAUUACAUACAUCAUUUUCUACUGCUUGGGAUUCGGACCUCUACCAUGGGCGAUAAUGGGAGAAUUGUUUCCGAGCAACGUCAAAUCCAUUUCGUCCACGUUCACAGCUUCCGGCUGCUGGAUCCUGGGUUGGAUGCUCCUGAAAUUCUUCGAUCCCGUCAUGGAGGUCAUAGGAAUUGGUCCCUCGUUCUGGCUGUUCUCCGGUUUUUGCUUCUUAUCAAUUAUAUUCGUUUACAAGUACUUGCCGGAAACUUCGGGGAAAAGUUUACAAGAAAUUCAGGAUAUACUAUGUGCAAAAUAGUUCAAUAUAAUUGCUAGUUAAUUAAAGACAACCAGUUGAACCUGUAUUAUUAUCUUAAAACUGUUAAUUAUAGUUCUUACUACGACACGCACUCUCUUAAUACCGGUGGAUUGUACCAGAAAUAGAUUUUAAAUAAUCAACACUUAGCACCUAAAAUCUAUUAGUUCGUUAAUGUUAUAUAAUAAACUUAUUUGUUUUUUUUUUAAACCAA
Molecule: messenger RNA, 2003 nt
Organism: Nicrophorus vespilloides
Lineage: Eukaryota; Metazoa; Arthropoda; Insecta; Coleoptera; Silphidae
Product: facilitated trehalose transporter Tret1-like
Exons: 2
Coding region: 377-1792 (471 amino acids)
Biological process (GO): transmembrane transport; carbohydrate transport
Cellular component (GO): membrane
Molecular function (GO): sugar transmembrane transporter activity
Source: RefSeq, a predicted model, not a curated record